Aaosphaeria arxii CBS 175.79 is the source of this 941-nucleotide messenger RNA. RefSeq lists its product as uncharacterized. Bases 203 to 877 code for a protein of 224 amino acids. Lineage: Eukaryota; Fungi; Ascomycota; Dothideomycetes; Pleosporales. The record is from RefSeq and is a predicted model, not a curated record. The transcript is spliced from 4 exons.
CCUCAGCAAGUUCUCGAGCUCCUUCAUGCUUGAUAAGGCUUGAAUAUUAGUGAUCCAAUACCUGUUCGGAGCGGUCGCUAACCAACCAGGCAUUGCCAUGUCAUAGCAUCUAUUGACCCCGCAUUCGUGUCACAAUGAGGACCUUUCGGAAUCGAAAAAGUACUGCAUAGCAACAUUGGAUGCUCAAGUCUCAGAAUUCUUCAUGAGAGGUGAAAUGGGGAAAUCUAAAACCAACUUCUACGUGGUGUUUUCUGGACGCAUUGAAGAGUGUACAGUUUUCUCGUCAUGGGGAGAUGUACAUCCACGGAUUUCAGGUUGUGACUCUAAGAUCAAGGGUUUCAAAACCGUUGAAGAUGCUCGGAAAUAUAUGGACGAGCUAGGGCUUAAAUGCAAGGAGGACAUCAAAGAUACAGCGCUAGACACUACACCAACAAGGAACAGCUAUGCUUAUUAUGCAGUUGCUAAUGGAAGGUUUCCGGGCAUAAAGCGCAUAUGGUAUGGGGAGGCAGGAGCUAAGGAUGAUACCGAUCAGUUUAAUCAUACCUGUCAUAAGCAUUUCCGGACAGAAGCUCAGGCAAAAGCAUUCAUUGAGGAUUGGAAAAAUGCGUACGCUGAUGUCGUAUGUCGAGCCACUGUAGAAGCACUGGAACGAGGAGCAAAACCCUCUGAUCUGGACUUUGUUGUUUUGAUUGAUUGGAAAGAAGCAUACGCGGACGCGGUGCGCCUAGCCACCAUAAAAGCACUGAGUGAAGGGACCCUACCUUCUGAAUUGAACUUUGAUGUUCUAGUUGAUUGGAAAAAGAAUAUGCGGAGGCGGUGCGCCUGGCCACCAAAAAGGCACUCGAUGAUGGAUUACGACCUUCCGACUUUGACUUGAUUAGAGCGAAGCCCUCAUUUAAUCAAGACUUCGCAGAUGAGUUCAAGGAAAAGCUUAGGCGAGU